Messenger RNA from Pichia membranifaciens NRRL Y-2026, 2501 nucleotides. RefSeq lists its product as hypothetical. Gene Ontology annotation, molecular function: copper ion binding; ferroxidase activity. The coding region runs from base 331 to 2319 and encodes 662 amino acids. The record is from RefSeq and is a predicted model, not a curated record. The transcript has a single exon. Gene Ontology annotation, cellular component: high-affinity iron permease complex. Gene Ontology annotation, biological process: cellular response to iron ion starvation; reductive iron assimilation. NCBI's taxonomy places the organism in Eukaryota, Fungi, Ascomycota, Pichiomycetes, Pichiales, Pichiaceae.
GCCUGCGACGGGCCCAUAGCUUGCGGCCGGCACCGUUGGCAGUCGGCGCGGACACUAUCCCCCCCCGGGUGCUGUCAGCAGCGGGCAGCGGUGGGCCCGGAAGCUGGCGCUGGCGACGUAUCGGGAUGCAUGCAGGCAGCAUGCAGGUAAUGCAGGCCGGUGGGUUUUUCAGCAGCAAGAGACGCAGAGUAGAGACAGAGAUGAUAUAUAUAUUCCGGAGACAUUCCCUGCUGGCGGUGAUGUUGGGGGAUCAGCAACGGCAACGGCAACAGCAACAGAAGCAGCCUCUUCGUUUUCCAUCCUCCGAGUACAACCGCUGUCCACGCCACCAUGAAGUUCGCCAGCUCGUUGCUUUCGUUGGCCUCUCUCUCCAGCCUGGUCCUGGCCGAGACCCACCACUUCCAGUGGAACGCUACCUACUUGACGGAGAACCCGGACGGGCUCGCAGAGGUGAGCGACAUUGUCGGGUGCAACGGCGCAUACCCGUGGCCAACCAUCAACGUCACGAAGGGUGACCGGGUGGUGAUCGACCUGUACAACGGCCUGGGCGUGGCCAACACGUCGAUCCACUUCCACGGUCUCUUCCAGCACCACAACAACAAGAUGGACGGUGUGCCGGGCUUGACGCAGUGUGAAAUUCCUCCCGGCGAGUCGUUCACCUACAACUUCACCGUGCCCGACCAGGUCGGCACCUUCUGGUACCACUCGCACAGUAAGGGCCAGUACAUGGACGGUAUGAGGGGUGCGUUCAUCAUCAGUGACCCGGAGAACCCCUACGCAGAAAAGUACGACGAGGAAAGAGUUAUUCAGUUGUCCGAAUGGUACCACGACAACAUCACCACCUUGACCAAGUCGUUCCUCAACGUGUUCAACCCCACCGGCGCAGAGCCAAUCCCACAGACCCUCUUGAUGAACGGCUACAUGAACAGCACGCUUGACGUCGAGCCAGACAAGACCUACCUCCUCAGAAUCAUCAACGUCGGAGGUUUUGUCUCCCAGUACUUCUCUGUCGAAGACCACAACCUCACGAUUGUCGCCGUCGACGGUGUUUAUGUAGAGCCGAACGAGACGGAGGUUGUCUACAUUACUGUCGCCCAGAGAUACGACGUCUUGCUUAAGACCAAGAAGGACACGUCCAAGAACUAUGCCAUGAUGCAGUUGACCGACAUGACCAUGCUUGACACCCCAACUAUCAUUACCGCCAACGUCACCAACAAUCUUCAGUACGACGCCUCGAACGGGUGGCCUGAAGAAAUCGAGGUCGACAUUGAGGAGUUCUUCGACGAUUUCUGGUUGACCCCUGUCCACGACUACGAAACCUACGAUGACUAUGAUCACCAAAUCACCAUCGACGUCGUCAUGGACAACUUGAACAACGGUAUCAACUACGCCUUCUUCAACAACAUCACCUACGUCGCUCCUAAAGUUCCAGCCCUUGGUACCGUUCUUUCUGCACCAAACGACACCGUCUCCUUGCAACAGGCCAUCUAUGGUUCCAACACACACUCCUUCGUCUUGCAAAAGGACGAGAUUGUCGAGAUUGUCUUGAACAACAACGAUACUGGUAAGCAUCCUUUCCAUUUGCACGGUCACGUCUUCCAGGUUGUCGAGCGUGGUCCAAACUACAAGACCGCUUCUGACCCUGUCAACUACAACGAAUCUGCGCCUUACACUCCAAGAGAUAAGCCAAUGGUCAGAGACACUCUUUACGCUAACCCUCAGUCCUACUUUGUCAUCAGAUUCAAGGCCGACAACCCUGGUGUUUGGUUCUUCCAUUGCCAUAUUGAAUGGCAUUUGCUUCAAGGUUUGGCAAUUGUCCUGGUGGAAGACCCAGCCGGAAUCAGAGCCAACGAAACCGCUUUGCCAGAAGACUGGAAAGACGUUUGCAACUCUUGCGGUGGUCACGUUGGUAACGCCGCCAACAACAGUGUCGACUUCUUCAACUUGGCUGGUGAAAACGUCCAAGUUGUUAACUUGCCAGCAGGUUUCACCACCAAGGGUAUCGUCGCUCUCGUUUUCUCAUGUAUCUCCGGUGUCCUUGGUUGCGCCGCAAUUGGUAUCUACGGUAUGGCUGAUAUUCCAAACAUGGAAGAGAAGGUUAUCCAAGAUCUGGAUAUUGAUGAAAGAAAACUGCUUGAAGAAAUGGACGAACAAGAUAACUUGGAAGAAUCAAACUCUUCAAGUGGUAGAUACUCAGAUGAUGGCGCUAACGGUAAAAGAUUCUCCGAUGAUGUUAAUACUACAUCAAAGAGAUAUUCUGAUGAUACCACCCCUAUCCAGGAAUAUCACGAACUAGAAGACGUUGACAAGAAGAGUUAGUAUCACUAUCGCUUGUUUGAUGUUUUCUAUCUUUUCUUUCUUUUUCCCCCAUCUACUACGUUUACAAGGUCUUUAAGUGAUCUAUAAUCUGUCUCUUUUCCCUUUCUCUGUUUAGUUUAGUUUAGUUUUCCUCUUUUACCUUUUUUUUCAUCGUUAUAAAAAUUAAUUUUAAUAUCCUAAAU